AUGAUCCCCAUUGCAAGAUCUCUGCUCAAGAUCUCCUGCCACAAAUCUUUUAUCAAUCAUAAGAAGGCCAGGGCAUGUGAUGAAAAGGUGCCCUGGAGCCCAUACCCCACAAGAAAAUCUCAAAAGACAAUGGGGAAGCCCAUUCUUCCAUCCAACUCAAUGAAGUUUUCUAAGCUGCUUGCAAUAACUCUCGUAGCUGCUUCACUGCUGCAGGAUUCAUUUACCUGGUUUAUUGUGGUUUGUAGAAAUAUCACUGUGGAGACUCUGGCUGCUUUCCUAGGGAACUUCUUCCACCUUAAGUCUGGGCAGAUCAGUAUUGAAAUUGUAUUUCUGGGAUAAGUUGCUCCUUCAUUGGAAUUGGAAGCCCUAUUUAAAUGCUACUUGGCCUAUACAACUUUUGUUUCUGGAUCUGCAUGGAGGGAGGAUCUAAAAAGAAUUACUGUGGAAGCUGCAGGAGCAUGCUUGAUUCUAGCCAAUCCUUUGAGCAGGGAUUUGCAUGAAGAAGAUACUGUGAAAAUUAUGAGGGUGCUCUCUGUAAAAUACUAUUUCCCUAAAACCAGAAUUAUCAUACAGAUACUUCAUGCCCAUAAUAAGACAUUAUAUUUUCUGCCAAAAAUUCUCAGUUGGGACUGAAAUAGUGAUGACAAUAUCAUCUGCUUUGCUCAACUAAAGCUUGAAUUUUUCGCCCAAGGCUGAUUGGUAGUAGGAUUGUGCAUCUUUCUGACAUCUCUAUUUAUUAAGCAAAGUACAAAGGUUUGUCCUAAAAAUCCCUGGCAGCAUCACUUCUUUAAUGGACUGAGUAACACAAUCUUGACUCGUCUUUCUGAUGAUUUUGCUGGAAUUAGUUUUCCUGAGUUUCCUGGAAGUGAAGACAAAUAUAUCUCCAAUAUUUCAUGUCACACUGUUCUCAUGUUCACUAAGUGUUCACUUCAGAUCAGGCUUCAUGACUAA
Molecule: messenger RNA, 951 nt
Organism: Suncus etruscus (white-toothed pygmy shrew)
Lineage: Eukaryota; Metazoa; Chordata; Mammalia; Eulipotyphla; Soricidae
Gene: KCNU1
Product: potassium calcium-activated channel subfamily U member 1
Biological process (GO): potassium ion transport; reproductive process
Cellular component (GO): membrane
Source: RefSeq, a predicted model, not a curated record